This is a messenger RNA of Zingiber officinale, 6209 nucleotides long. Its product is annotated as zinc finger CCCH domain-containing protein 19-like. The transcript is spliced from 10 exons. The record is from RefSeq and is a predicted model, not a curated record. Lineage: Eukaryota; Viridiplantae; Streptophyta; Magnoliopsida; Zingiberales; Zingiberaceae. Gene Ontology annotation, molecular function: DNA binding; metal ion binding; protein binding. The coding region runs from base 121 to 6063 and encodes 1980 amino acids.
UUGGCCCCUUCUCUCCCCUUCCGUCCCACCAACUGGAAAUCGUGAAGACGAGGAACCUCCUUCCUCAACCGCGAAAAUUAGGGUUCUUUUUGAAACCCUAGAUUUGGAUCGACCCGAUCCAUGGAUGAAGAAGUAGGAGAGGGAGCUUUGGCCUUGGUCGAGCCCCAUCCCUCCGACGAUGAGCACACGCAGCCGGAGGCCGUCGAGGUCGGCCUAAGACAAUGCGACCAGGCGGAGGGCGGAGUCGAAGCGGGCUAUUCGCCCGUAUCUAAGAGUUCCUCCCACGCGUUGCCCCUUUCCGGAUUUGAUGCGGGUGCGCCGGUUCUUAUCGAGGCGCCGGAGGCCCUAGCCGAUGCUAGUCCUGCUUGUGAUGGUGGCGCCAAGGAUGGGCGGGUGGAGAUGAUCGAUGUGGAUGGCAUGUCACAUCCUCAGAGCGAGCAGGCAUCUGAUUGUGUGACUGAGCUAUCAGUGCCCCAGGGCUCCCUUGCUUCGCUAUUUGACGAAGGAGCUGAGAAAGCUAUCGCCUUUGAGGUUGAUUCUCCCAACACCGCUGUGGAUGAUGCUGAUAUCCUUCAAGAGGAGGGAAAGACAGAGAACAAUCAUAUUCUGCAAUCUCAUAAAGGGAAGAACAGCGAGCAUGACGAGAUUUUUAUGUCUCAGGGCCCACCUGAUGCGUCCAACUGUGAUCUUGAUGGAAGUAAUUCAAGCAUCCCCGCCUCAGAGGCUGCCACGAUCAUCAUUUCCAGCCAUGACACCGCUCCUGUUGUUUCGUCAGAUAUGGAUGUGUCAAACAUGGAGGUGGAUGCAGCUACGAGUUCUCAGCAUUGCAAGGACAGUGUCCAGGGAGAAGUAAUUCAUUCUCAAGGAUCAUCUUCUGUUCUUUCCUUCGAUUCUGAUGUCCCGAAAUUUGCAGCCUAUGUAAGUGAUAAUGUCACUACUGCCACAGGGAAUGCUGAUGUUGUGGAAGAGGUAGUUUUAAAAACUGAUAUGGAUAGGUUGCCAGUUUCUGAAUUACUACAAGGGAAGGAGGAGGACAGUAUUAAGGAGGCGUCUUCUGUGCCUCAGAGCUCUUAUGCCGUGCCUUCUUCUGGUUUUGAUGGUGAUGUUUUGAACUUUGAUGCCACUGAGAUUGUUAAUGUUCCCACCACUACAGUUGGUGAUGGUGCUGUUCACUUAGCAACGGUGAAGAUGGAUGUUGAUACUGCACCAAUUGUGGCAGGCGAGCAGGUUGCUUGUGAAGAAGCUGAUGUUUUGAUGUGUGUACCAUCAUCCUCCAUUAGUGAUAGUGUACUUCAGAAAGUAGCGUCAUCUGUGCCUAUCACUGCUGCUCAACCAGGUGAUAAUGGUGGUAUGAAAGUGGAUAUGACAUUCACAGAUAUGGAUAAACUGGACAAUGUGACACUUCCCAUAUGUGAACAGAUGGAGGAUGUUGUGGUGGCAGAUAUUUCAUUGUCCAAAGAUUCAUCAUCUGAGUUUCCCUUUGAUUUUGAUAGUGGACUUCAGAACAUUACCACACUUGAGCCUGAUAUGACCACCAUUUCACGUGACAGUGCUGAUGUUGUGGGUGAUGAAGCAACACAGAUGGAUGCAGAUGCAGAUGCUGAUGCUGAUGCAGAUGCAGAUGCUGAUGCAGAUGCAGAUGCAGAUGCUGAUGCUGAUGCUGACGAUGCACCAGCUGUUGCCCGAAGAGGUGGACGAAGGAAGAGGGGUCGACCAUCAAGGACUCAAGUUGUUAAAAUUUCCUCAAAGCAGAAAGAAGAUGAAGAGGUGUGCUUUAUUUGCUUUGAUGGAGGUGAUCUUGUAGUUUGCGAUCGUAGGGGUUGCCCAAAGGUGUACCAUCCUUCGUGUGUCAAUCGAGAUGAGGCUUUUUUCCGUGCAAAAGGUCGUUGGACUUGUGGUUGGCAUAUAUGCAGUAGCUGUGAGAAAAGUGCUCGCUACAUGUGCUUUACCUGCACAUACUCUUUGUGUAAAGGGUGUAUGAAGAACGCUGGGUUUAUUUCCGUUAGAGAAAAUAAAGGGUUCUGUGAAGCUUGCAUGAGCACUGUGAUGCUGAUAGAGACAAAGGAAAACGGGCAUGGACAAAUGGUCACAAUUGAUUUUGAUGAUAAAAGUAGUUUUGAAUAUUUGUUCAAGGACUACUAUUUGACUCUGAAAGCAAAGUUGUCAUUGACACUCGAUGAGUUAAUGAGUGCUAGAAAUCCAAUCAAGAGAUCUGAUGUUGCCAUACUAAAUGAUGAUUCUGGUAAAUUGCUUAAUCCUAAAGAACAGCAGGUGGCAUCUUCAGACAGCUCUUCAGACCAUAAAGAAAGAACUUCUAGGAGGAAAAUAAGGAAAAGAACUAACAAAUUUAUCAAGGAGGAAGGGUCAGUAAAAUUAGAUAAUGCAGGAUCAGUAAAGGUAGAUAAUGUUGGCACAUCUGCCUCCAGGAAUUCUGAAUGGGCUACAGAUGAACUUUUGGAGUUUGUAGCACAUAUGAGAAAUGGUGAUACAUCUGCUUUAUCCCAGUUUGAUGUUCAGGCUCUUUUGCUUGACUACAUAAAAAAACAUAAUCUUCGUGAUCGCCGUCGAAAAAGUCAGAUUGUUUGUGAUUCAAGACUUGGAAAUCUUUUUGGGAAGGAGCGUGUGGGGCACUUUGAAAUGCUAAAACUUCUCGAGUCACACUUCAUCAUAAAAGAGGUAUCAAUGCUAGAUAGCGAAGACAAGCAAGGAGGCGUAGUAGAUCCUGAUCCUGGACCGACGGAUGCUAAAGCAAAUAGUGAUCCAUCCACAAAGUUAACUCUUGAUAAGAGACGCAAGGCUCGGAAAAAGGUGGAGGACAAGGAACUUCUAAACAACCUUGAUGAUUAUGCAGCAAUAGAUGUUCACAACAUUAGCUUAAUGUAUCUGCGCCGCAAUUUAAUGGAGAACUUGAUUGAUGAUGAUGAAUUUGAGGAGAAAAUAAUUGGAACCUUUGUAAGAAUAAGAAUUUCUGGGUUGGGACAACGGCAAGAUAUGUACCGGUUGGUACAAGUUGUCGGUUCGGGCAAAGCUACAGAACCGUACAAAAGUGGAAAGAGGACAACUGAUGUAACUCUUGAGAUACUAAAUUUAAACAGGAAGGAGAUUAUUACGAUUGAUAUCAUCUCGAAUCAGGAGUUCACCGAAGAGGAAUGCAAACGUUUAAGACAGAGCAUUAAAUGUGGGUUUAUUGGGCGACUAACAGUGGGAGAAGUUCUGGAGAAUGCAAGGUCUCUCCAACAUGUAAGAGUAAAUGAUUGGUUGGAAAGUGAGAAAUCAAGGCUUGGUCAUCUUCGUGAUCGUGCUAGUGAAAAAGGUCGUCGAAAAGAGCUUAGAGAAUGUGUGGAAAAGUUGCAACUGUUGAAUACACCUGAAGAGCGUGACCGUAGGCUAAAUGAGGUCCCUGAUAUACACACCGACCCACGUAUGGAUCCAGACUUUGAGUCUGCGGAGGAAGAAGAGUCAGAUGUGGGGAAACAUGAUUUCUAUGACAAGUCAAGAGGAUCUUCCUUCACUAGGAAUGGGAGGGAUGUAAAGUCUCCUGGAAAAGGAGGUUCAACUGAAAACUGGAAUAGUUUCCGGAAAAACUCGAACUCUUGGGAGUCAAACAGAAGUACACAAAUCCAAGUUGGGUCUUUGUCAGAUUCCUUUUCUGGGAGACGCGCUGAUGCAACUGAUUUUUCUUUGAACAAGUCUAGUGACAUAGUCCGACCAGUUAAUUCUGAGGCUCCAAGAAACCAUGCACUUGGAAGUGGGUCGGAUGGCAGUCUGUACAAUGAGAAACAUCUUUCAACAAUACAGUUAACUGAGGGUUCACUUGGUUCUCAAAAAGCAUCUUUCCCAGUUGGAGUUGUGACAAAAUCAAACCCAAGUGAAUCAGAAAAGAUUUGGCACUAUAAAGAUCCGUCUGAAAAAAUCCAAGGACCAUUUUCAAUGAUUCAAUUACGUAAGUGGAGUACGACUGGUUACUUUCCUCCUAAUUUGAAGAUUUGGAGAACUUCUGAUAAGCCAGAGGAUUCUAUAUUGUUGAGUGAUGCACUGGCUGGGAAAUUUGAGAAAGACUUACCGGAGUGGGAACCUCCCUCUAAGAACACAGACCAGUCAGUUGAUGUUUCCUCUACUCCAUUUAAUGCGGAAGGAAAUUCAGAAAGCAUUAAGAGAGGAAGUAAUAUUUCUAAUUUGCCUGAUAGCACACAAAAUUUGACACUUUCUUCCUGGUCAUCUACGAAAAUGGAUGUCUCUGCUGGGGCAUCAUCAAAUGAUGCCAAUAUUAAGAUUGAACUAGGGCAAAGACAAACCAAGGCAAUUGAGUCACAGUCUAGUAGUCAGUAUUAUGUAAAUUCUCAUCUCAAUAGGAGCUCUACAAGCAAUCAAUUAUCUAGUACACAAAUCUCACUAAAUGAGUCGUAUCAGUUGAGAGAGGAUUCUUCCAAUGUGCUUACUCUGACUUCACAACCAAGUAGCGAAGGCUGGUCGAAUGUCAAAGGCUUUGCAAACAAACAUAUGCCAAAUGAUACUUCUGACCAUGACAAGGCUUCAGGCUGGGUUACGACUACAAGGGGGUCAGAAGAAACAGUGUCUUUAAGAAAUACCACAAAUUCAUCAACAGAGUUGGGCACGGGCUCUGCACAGUUUGUGCAUGAUCAAACUGUUAAAGAUGGUGGAAAAUCUCUUCCUGUUGCAUCUGCACCAGCACCUGAAAUGAAGUUGCACCAGAUCCAGCAAGGAGCAGCAGCAAAUGAGACAAAUGUUUCUGAAUAUAAUCAAGUAACCUCCUCUCAGUUGUCUGACAAGAAUCGUAUUCUUCUCUCACACAAUCAAAAUGACUCUGGUAAACAUUUGCUGGCAAUGCAAAUGCAAGGUAGAUCAUCUGAUGGUAGUGGACCGACUACUGAUUCAGUUGCUCGUGCCCAAAUUGUGGCUUCCCAAAAGUCUGAAGCACCUGAUCUUAGUACACACUCAAUUGAUACAGCUAGAAAAUUAUUUGUUCAAGCAGAUGCUUCAGAAUCUAGCUUAAGUCAGAGAUCACAAGCAUCAGUAGCUCCAAAUCCUGAGCGUAUGAAUUCCGCAAACUUUGAAGUUCCAAUAUACAUGAACAACACUAAUAAUCAAAUGCCAUCGUCAAACAUGACACCUUAUGGUUGGAGCCCUGUUCCAAAGUCUACUGCAGCUACCGUUGAUAAUACUCAAUUACUCUCUUCUAACAGUUCUAAUCCACCAUCUUCUCAGUUUGGAUCUAACAAUAUUGUACCAUCACAACAAACGCAAUUGGGUUUUGUUAAUGGAUCAAAUAUCCAGAACACAGCUUUUCCAGUGGCUUCACAAAACCCAACCACAAAUCCAGUUUCCACACAAGCAACUGGAAGUUGGACACCAGUGCCUCAGGGAAACAUGAAUGCUGGCUGGGGAAUGGUAGCCCAAAACAAUAUGAGCAUGCCCUGGAGGCAGACCACACAAACAGUUGCAGAUUUUAACAUGGGUUUGGGAGUUCAAAAUCAGGUAAAUCCAAUGGUGAACCCUGGUUGGGUAGCUCCUCCACAAGGAAACACAAAUAUGAGCGCAGGGUGGGCGGCCCCAGCACUGGGUAAUGCAAAUCAAACUCCUGGAUGGGCAGGUCAAUUGCAGGGAAAUUUGGCCGUGCAUCCUGUUUGGGCUAUGUUUAUGCCAGGGCAGCCAAACCCUAGUCCUGGCUGGGUAGCUACUGUACAGCCAAACACAAACCACAUUUUGGAAACAUCUGCACAAACAAUGAACAUGAAUCCUGCUUGGGGACCAGGGCAAGGGAAUAUUAACCCGGGGCAAGGAAAUAUUAACCCAUCUACGAAUCAACUAGUUGGUAAUCCUCAUAGCUUUGGUAGUCAACCACCACAGACUGGAGACCUGCAAUCAGGCCAAGGCGAUAACUCAAGGGCCAACGACUCAAGACAACCAAAUCCAAGGUCAUCAUGGAACAGGACGCAAUCUGGAGGAUCAUUAGCUCCCCCAAGAGGAAACACAACCAUAUGCAGGUUCUAUGAGAACGGGCACUGCAGGAAGGGUGCAUCAUGCAACUAUUUCCAUUCAUGAUUCGAGAAAGGAUCUAAAGCAUCUUUAUCUUAUCUUGUUUUGUUUAGAUCUAUUUCUGUAUGCAUUUAAGUUGUAUUUUGUGAUGCAUGUAGAACUUAAACGAAGCUGAAAGAUCCAUUACUACCCACCCUUUAAUUGAUGUUCAA